AAGGUAACGCCUCGUACUUUCUUAUUUCUUUAAACGGAUAUGGUGGGAGUCUUGAGAAGAGAACGAUGACCUUUGCAUAAGAAAGUGGGACCUGGCGGAAAGAUUUGUCUUAUUACUCGAGAAAAAAUAAAAUUUGACUAUCAAUUAAUUGCAUAAAUAUUAUUGGAUAUCUGUCAAAAAUUUGAAUGUUAAUAAAAUAACCUUACUUGGAUCUAAAAAUUAAUCGUCUUAACGAAAACAGAAGGAUAGAAAUGAUUAAUAGUCAAGAAGAAUUACAAUCUAUUUUUAAUACGAUGAAAGUAUUUAUGACUUUUGAUUUUAUACGAAAAUUACUACGAUGUAUUACAUUUUAUAUAGGAAACUGUAUAGACAGAGUCGUACAUUAUCAAAAAGAUGUAAUAAUAAGACGAUUAAAAAGAAGAAAAAAACGACUUUUUGAAGGUUGUAAUUAUAGAGGCAAAAAUAUUAAAUGUAAAUGUAAUUGUAACAGAUGCACUAAAUACAGAAAUAUCUGUAGCCGUGUUUUAGAAACUGACUUUAUGACAAACAUUUGCGAUAAUCGACCAACUAAAAAUGAAAUUUGUACAGAUAAGGAUCAAGUUCGUCCAUGGACAUUGGAGCAGACACAACCACAGGAUCACAGAGAUGUGUAUUUUAUCAUUUACUUUUCAUACUUGUUCUUUACAUGGAUCGCCUGUUUGACAGCAAAAUUUAUUUUUCACAUAAACUGGACAGCAUCCAGCAGUAGUUACAAAUGUUUUUUGCUAAAUGUUCCAAUAAAACUUUAAAACCCAUAAUCCUUUAAUGAUAAAUUUCAUUAGAAAUUCAAUUUUUUGCAUUAAGUUUGAUAAUGAGCGUUCAAAUUAACUUUAUCAAUUAAAAAGAUAACGAUCAACGAAAUACGGUGACGAUAUUUGAAGGAAAGCUCUCGAUCUUAUGGACGGCUGGGCAUGGUGGACGAAAAUGCAGUAAAGUACAAUGCGCAUGCCGUUGCUGCAACAUGACACAACAAUCCCAACCAAAUCCGUAUGUUCAUCGGCAAAUUCUUGUUUCUAUUUCGAAUCUUGUAAUUCGUUGACUAAAUUAAAUGAAGAAUUGGAUGAAAUGCAAACUGAUAAUUCUACAAUUACUGAAGUUAUCAGCAAGUACGAAUUAUAUUUUUUGAGUAUUUUUUAUUAAAUUUUAAACUUGCCAAUUUACGAGAAGGAUGAUAUGAAAUGAAUCGAUUUCCAUUGAUCCUGAUAUCAGUAUUUUUUUUUUUUAACAGGCUUUCAAAGCAUACAAAAGUAGACAAAUGUUCACAGUCACCUUAUGAGGUUUCUAAAUCGGAUUCCAAGAUUGAAUUUGGCCGAGAUAAGAACUAAGUGUGUGUAUGUGUGUAUGUGUGUGUGUGUGAUGAUUCAGAUUUAAAGAAUGUCAUUAUAUGCAGUAUAAAAUCUGUUAUUGUUUGUUCUUUAAAAAAAAAUAUAUAUAUAUAUAUUAUAAUAUAUAUAUUAUAGAUUAAUAAAUUAAUAUAGGCAUUAUAAAUAAUGAAGGACAAAAUCGGGCACUGUAAUAAAUUUCAGUGUUAGGGUUGCAUCUUUUUAGAUCGUUUUUUCUAAUCAAUAUUUAUAAAAUUAUGAUUUUAAUCUUUAAUCAUAAUGCUGAUAUUAAUCACAUUGUUAAUCUAGGAAAUAUAUAUAGAUUACCCGAUAUCAUGAAAGUGCAGUGGCAUGUAGUGGCUCUCAAAUAUCGGGCAGUUAUUUUCGGUAUCCACGUGCUUUGGAUAUCGGAGCACAGAUCGAAAACGAAAGCCAAAAAUAAUGAAUCAUCGUCAAAAACUACAAUUCUUUGACUGAAAUUAAAAUUCUAUCAUAUGCCAAUGUAUAGAAAGAACUAUAGAAAAUAUUUAUCAUUCAUUUCGAUUUGUUUAGAAGGAAUAUUAUAUUUCUUUUUAAAUAAAUCUAAAACCGUAAUGCGUGACGCAAUACAGGACGGACAGUUCUUUUUUUCAUCUUGGCAUUUCCAAUCCGUAAAUAAAAACUAAAAAUGACUUCAGUUGAAAAGUUCUAGAUUACGUAUGAUCAAACAAAAGUACAAAGAAGAGCUAUUGCAUACGCACCAGAGAAAAAUACGAGAAUUUUACGUGAGAACCAAAAUAAACCUAUAAGACGAUCGACAAUAUGGAGUCGCAAGAUAUUACUAAUGGCGGAUGUGCGGAAAGACAAAGAGAGGAAGCCAAGUUUCUUCCUGAUCGACGUAUAAACGUAGCAGAUCGUUUCAAUCGUAUACGAGGGGUAAUGGAAUCAUCCGUUAUCUUUGUUCGUUUCCAGGGGCACCCUUGACUUAUAUUUUCGUUCUGAAAAGCGGAUCCCGAUAGCGCGAAAGAACAGGGCGGUAGACAGGCACCAGUCGCGCCGCCGUUCCUACGGUCCUCGGCAAACUGUUUUAGUCGAAACGUCGAAAGGUUCGCUAUUUUGAGGUGGCUCGCACUAAAUAUGGUCAGAUAGGCGUUGGCGUUGUACCCGGGCUGGGCACCCCUGUUUGAGCAGAACACGAUGGUGGGGGAAUCCACCAAAGUUACUUAGACAAGUUCACCUCUAUGAUUCGGACAGUUGGUUAGUUGUGACCAUCUCGUACAAUCCUCUUAGAAACCAACUGUAGAUAUGGUAAG
This is a messenger RNA of Vespa crabro (European hornet), 2653 nucleotides long. RefSeq lists its product as uncharacterized. The record is from RefSeq and is a predicted model, not a curated record. NCBI's taxonomy places the organism in Eukaryota, Metazoa, Arthropoda, Insecta, Hymenoptera, Vespidae. Bases 252 to 788 code for a protein of 178 amino acids. The transcript is spliced from 5 exons.